AUCACCAUCACUUUGACUCAUGAUGAGAAUAGAGAUGCAGUGUGAAUAAUACUUACCAUUGACCUCCUCGAGUUCACGUACACAAUCUGACAAGGGGGUUUACAAAUAAGGCGAAGUGUUACCAACUGAAGCAGUGAUCCUUGUGCACGAUGAACACGCUCAGUCUCCCUCGAGUUGGAAGUAUGGUGCUCACGAUCGACUCCAGAAUUGAACUGAUGUCAGGUCACACAAUGCCACUGCUUGGAUUUGGCGUAUAUCAAAACUACACCACUCGAGCGUCAGUUCUUGAGGCGUUGCAAGCGGGCUACAGACAUGUGGAUUCCGCCCAAGCUUACCGCAAUGAAACGGCUGUUGGAGAGGCCGUCAGAGAUAGCGGCAUCGACCGAAGCGAACUUUUCAUUACGACGAAAUGUAUCAGUAAAAAUCAUGGAUACGAGAGCACGUUGAAAGGCGUCGAAGAAUCUCUUGCCAAGUUUGGUUUUGAGUACAUUGACUUGUUUCUUAUCCAUGAUCCGUUUUCUGGCACUGAGCGCCGCCUAGCCACAUACAGGGCUUUGCAAGAUGCCCGGAGUGCGGGAAAAAUACGCUCUGUCGGUGUUUCAAACUACGGAAUCAAGCAUUUAGAAGAGAUUGCAAAUGCGAAAUAUGAUAUGCCCGCGGUGAAUCAAAUUGAGCUUCACCCGUUCUGCCAGCAGCGGCCCAUAGUGGACUAUUGCCGUGAACACUCGAUCGUGGUCCAAGCCUAUUGUCCGAUCAUACGAGGGAAAAUGGAUAAUCCGAUCAUUCAAACAAUAGCACAGAAUCAUGGCCGAGACGCAGCCCAAGUGCUCCUUCGAUGGUCAUUACAAAAAGGGUUCGUGCCGCUUCCCAAAUCAGCAACGCCACAACGAAUCAGAUCAAACGCGCAAGUGUAUGAUUUUGAGCUUGAACCCGAAGAGAUGGUGCAACUUGACGGACUUGACCGUGGAGCGGAAGGAUGUAUUAGCUGGAACCCUGUUGAUGCUCCGUAAUUAUUGUUUUAAUUUCCAAGGAGGGAGCGUCAUCCAAGAUGAGAGGCUUAUCGAUUAAAUAUAGUUUUUAACCCACGACAUUAAUUGUCACAUGAUCCUUUGUCGUCCU
Messenger RNA from Suillus clintonianus, 1119 nucleotides. RefSeq names its product NADP-dependent oxidoreductase domain-containing protein. The coding region runs from base 150 to 1010 and encodes 286 amino acids. The record is from RefSeq and is a predicted model, not a curated record. Gene Ontology annotation, molecular function: oxidoreductase activity. The transcript has 10 exons. NCBI's taxonomy places the organism in Eukaryota, Fungi, Basidiomycota, Agaricomycetes, Boletales, Suillaceae.